AAAGAGAGAGAGAGAGAGAAAUAUAUAUACAAAUAUAUUAAAAGUUACUUUCAUUUUCACAAGAAUGUAAAAUAUACAAAGCAAUAAUAUAUUUAUAUCUGAAUUAAAAAAAAAAAAAGAGAAUGAAUUGAAUGAAAGACGAGGCCUCAUUCAAACGUAAAUAGAAUUAUAUCAUAAAAUAAAUAAACAAAAAUCGUUUGAAUAGGAAAUUACACUUGUCGAGAAAUGCCUUUUUGUUCGUAUAUUGUUUAUUCAUAUUUUCAUUUAAUGGCAUAUAAUAAUUAAAAAAAAAUAAAUUAAAUUUUUACUUUUUUAAUUUAGACAAAAUUGUAUAAUAAAAAUUUAUUGUCAUCAUUAUUAUUGCUCGUCAAUACGCCAAAGCAAUACGUGCCGAUUCGGACUUUUCAUUCUUCGACAUGAUAGAUGUUACUCAGAAGAACUUAAAUAGUUUACUCACGAUCCUUUUAUAUAUAUACUUCACAAGAUUUCAUUGACUACAGGAACGUAGUAUGAGACAUUGUUUCUUAUCUUUAUUAAUCCUUAACAGGUUGAAUGCCACGCGAAUUUUACCGGGAUUGUCCGUGGCGCCACGAUGAAUUUUCUAUACAUAUAAUGUUGAAAUAUUACCUGUAAUAGAUAAGUUACAGUGUAUAAACAUGUUUGGCAUGUUAAUUGCGGCGGGCGCUGGAGUACGAUUUCGCGCAAUCGUCAAUUAUCUCAUAGUGCUUCUUCGCGUUGUUGAGUAAUAGUGUCAUGAUUUUAUUAUUUUCUAGAGUGUUAAACAAUCAGUUAACCCAUAAAGUUAUGAUUUCAAAUGAAAAUUCUGCAUCAAGCAAUUUAACUGAUGAUAUAUUUUUACCAAAUCAGUUGUCAGAUAGUGAGGAAAGUUUCUCGAGCAGUUUGUCUGAUAUGAUAAUACCAUAUUCAGUACGUCGCCGUCGAAUUGAUUUAUAUAGUGAAAGCGAAUUUCAAGAUGAUGGUAAUAAUGACGAAAAUAAUACACAAGAAGAGGUACGUGAUAUAAAUUGGCAUAUACCUUCGUGUAAUCAACCAAAGAUUAUAUUUUCUAAUUCAUCGGGAAUCAAUACACAUCAUUCUGAAAUUUUUAAAUUUACUGAACCGCAUAGUUUUUAUUGUCUUUUUGUUUCGAAUGAAAUAUUUGAAAUAAUUGCAAACCAAACAAAUAAAUAUGCUGCGAAAAUAGUAUUAGAACAGCGAGCACGUCGUCUUGAUAGAUGGAUUGAAACAAAUCCGAAUGAAAUAAAAAGAUUUUUUGGCUUAAUUAUAUGGAUGGGAUUAGUGCGAUUACCCAAAAUUCACCUGUAUUGGAGUAGAAAUUAAAAAUAUCACCAGACAUUCCCAAGUACAGUGAUACCGAGAAAUCAAUUUGAAUUACUUUUACGGUUCAUUCAUUUUAGUAAUGAAGAAAACGAUUCUAGUAAUAGAUUAUCCAAAAUUAUUCACAUUAUCGACAUAUUAAACAGAAGUUUUAAAGAAUACUACAAUCCAGAUGAAAUAUUAUGCGUAGACGAAUCAUUGGUGCCCUCCCAAGGCCGCAUAAUAUUUCGACAAUAUUUGAAACUGAAAUGGCAUCGAUAUGGAAUUAAAUUUUUUGAAUUAUGCUGUGGUACUUAUACUAUAUACUUACUCUUUUGAAAUAUACUCGAGAAAAGAAAAAAAUAGAGAUAAAACAGCAGGAACCGUAUCGUCCGAGAUUGUAAUGUCUCUUUGCAAAGAUAUAUUAGGUAAAGGGCAUACUGUCUGCACAGAUAACUGGUAUACGAGUGUUGAUCUGGUAGAAAAGUUAAUAGCAAAGAAUCCACAUUUAAUGGAUACACUACGGAAAAAUCGAUGUAGAAAUUCAGUAGAAGUAGUAUCCAAAAAAUUAAAACGUGGAGAACUCAUUGCUCGCGAAAAUAAAUCCGGAAUAACAAUUUUAAAAUGGAAAGACAAGAGAGAUGUAUUGAUGCUUUGAACGAAACAUUCUGCAGAAAUGACUACUGUACAUACGAAAUUUUAUUCGUGUGAAAAACCAAAAAUGGUUGUGGAAUAUAAUCUAGGAAAAUCAUCAGUCGAUUUAUCAGACCAAAUGACAGCUUAUAAUUCACCACUAUGCAAAACUUUAAAGUGGUAUAGAAAAUUAGCAAUAGAACUCUUAUUGAAUACAUAUAUGGUAAAUUCAAUGAUAUUAUUCAAGCAGGUAACAAGAAAAGAUAUUCAAAUUUCCGACUGCAGAAUGAAAGUUGCAUUGUAUUUAACAAAAUGUCGUGAUAAUGAUGCUGAAGUUUCCAUUUCUCCACGUGAAAGUUUGCUGAGAAAACCAUGACAUGAAUUAAAAGCAAUGCCGGGAAAAGCUCGAACGGUGCGAAGAUUUUGUAAAAUUUGUUACCAAAAAAAUUCAAAGAAGCUAAGAAGAAUAAUUGCAAAAAACUGCAGCAAAAAAGUCGUGAGAUAUUGUAAAGAUUGUGCUUGUUCACCCUUUCUUUGUUUAGAAUAUUUCAAUACGACACAUCGUAACGUGCGCGCAUAAUAAAACUAUAU
Messenger RNA from Vespa velutina, 2541 nucleotides. Its product is annotated as piggyBac transposable element-derived protein 4-like. Lineage: Eukaryota; Metazoa; Arthropoda; Insecta; Hymenoptera; Vespidae. The coding region runs from base 754 to 1341 and encodes 195 amino acids. The record is from RefSeq and is a predicted model, not a curated record. The transcript has 2 exons.